This is a messenger RNA of Theobroma umbraticum, 3820 nucleotides long. RefSeq names its product Phox (PX) domain-containing protein. Gene Ontology annotation, molecular function: phosphatidylinositol binding. Lineage: Eukaryota; Viridiplantae; Streptophyta; Magnoliopsida; Malvales; Malvaceae. The record is from RefSeq and is a predicted model, not a curated record.
AUCAAGUUUGAUGUUAUUUCUCAUUUCAUAAUUAUCUUAAAAUCCAACUAACAAAGAAAAAAAACACAUUUACGAAAAUCUCACAAUCACAAAGACUUUCAGAAAUCUGAUUUGUCUGUAAUUUGUCCGGCGCCAUAACGGUCAAAACCUGUCAGUUCAGUCUCAAUCAUCUCCGGUUUGAAGCCGUCAGAUUACUCGUCGCAGUGGAUCAGUCCGAUUUGUCUUUCAACCAGGUGCGGCUCGGUUUCUUGAUUAAUCUCUGAUUCUUUACUUUUUGAUUCGGAUCACGAGCCGUUGAUUUAUUUGAUCAAAAUUUUCGAUUUCAUUUCCAAAUGAUUAAUGGAGAGGGGACUCGCGAGGAGAACCUCGCCCAAGUCGCCUCUCCCGAUCCGUUCGAUCCAUCCCGUUCGAAAUCGGACGGUGGUGACGGCGGCGGUGCCUCGACGGCGUCCUCGCCGCACUACUCAUCUUGCGGAGAGUCUGAGCUCGAACGAUAUUGCAGCGCAAACUCGGUGCUCGGAACGCCGAGUUCGACAGCUACAUUCAAUGAUUGUUUCGGAGAAUCUGAGUUCGGGUCAGUGAGGAGUGUUAGUGGUUUUGGAUUAGGUGAUGAUUUUGAGAAUUUCCAUUUGGAGGAGAACCAGAAAGUUCCAUCCAGUCGAAGAAUUGAGUUUCCAAAAGGCAGAAUCGAAGACGGAGGGGUUGUUAAUGUUAAAAGUGUUGAAGAAGGUAGUUCUUCAUGUUUGGUUUCGGAGUUAAUGGAGGAAGAUGGGAAUUCUUUGAGAUAUGAGCAUUCAGAAGGGGAGGAUUCGAUGUAUAACUAUGGCACGGAUGAUGGUGAGUGUAGGAAUAAUUGUUAUUAUAGGAAGAAAGAUAAUAAUGAGUAUGACACUAAGAAUGUGAGCGAGAAUCCUUUAGGGAUUAAUUCAUCUGUGGCCUUUGGUUCCAAUGAUUGGGAUGAUUUUGAGCAAGAAGCGGGCACAACUGAUCUGGCUUCUUUCAUGCUAGAUGCAUCUUCUGUGAGGGAACAAGUUCAAGCUGGGAAUGAAUUGCAACAGAAUGUCAAUAGUUUUGGUGAAUUUCCAAUUGGUUUAUUGAGUUCAGUUGAAUCAGAACUUGUAGAAGAAGUGAAAGACAUUCCUGUGGCUAGUUAUCAGGAACAGGUGGCUGAUGACUUAGUUGAAGAGGCAAAAAGUUCUUUGGUCAAUGUAAUCAGUUCUCAAAGGGGUCAUGAGGUAGAGAAAUAUGUGAGAGAUAUUCCUGUUACUAGAAAUCAACUCCAAGAUGCUGAUGAUGACAUGAAGUAUCUAGAAACUUGUUCUGUUACUGAUGUCUUUGCAAUGGAGCAGGACCCCCCUAUUGAAAAAGCCCCUGUGGAGAUAGGUUUGGAUGUUUUGGAUUCCGACAGGGUAAGGCAGCAUCAAUCUGCACAUGCUAAGGAAGUGAUUGCUGUUGAUGAGAGUAUAUUACCAGAAAGACAGGAAAUAGGCAAUUAUAAAGCAGAAUUAGAUCCCCUUGCUGAUUGUGCCCAUCCAGUCUACACUCCUCAAAAAGUAAAUGCACAACUGUUUGAUGAUUGCAAACCAGAUUCACCCACAUCUACAUGUGAAAAUAUUGUGAGCGGUAGUACAUUCAAGAAUCUUCCUGUGCCAGCAGAUGUAGUUGAAGAACAUCCUGGACCAGUUAAGAUGGAGAAUCCUGAGCUAAAUGAAUUUUAUGAUGAGGUUGUUCAUGACAUGGAAGAAAUUUUGCUUGAGUCUGUUGACUCUCCUGGAGCCAUGUUCUCUCAGGGUAAUAGGAUGUUCCAACCACAGUUAUCUUUACCUCUAAGAGAUGGAGGGUCAACUGCUUCUACUUCAGGUGCAGAUGAUGCUUACUCACACUCUGCACAUUUGCUGAGAAUAGAUGGUGUUGAAGUGGUAGGUGCAAAGCAGAAGAAAGGAGACGUCUCAUUUAGUGAAAGAUUGGUUGGGGUAAAGGAGUACACUGUAUAUAAGAUAAGAGUGUGGUGUGGCAAUGACCAGUGGGAGGUUGAACGCAGAUACCGUGAUUUCUGCACACUCCAUCGUCGCUUGAAAUCGUUAUUCUCUGAUCAAGGUUGGAGUCUUCCUUCUCCCUGGUCAUCUGUAGAAAGGGAAUCUCGAAAGAUAUUUGGGAAUGCAGCUCCUGAUGUUAUUGCUGAAAGAAGUGUCCUGAUUCAAGAAUGUUUGCAUUCCAUUAUCCAUUCCAGGUCUUUUUCUAGUCCUCCAAGUGCAUUGCUUUGGUUUUUGUCUCCUCAAGAUUCAUUUCCUAGCACCCCUCCAUCAAAUACUCUGUCGUCUCAGUCUACAGAUUUUUCAAGAGGGGCAGGUACAGAAAAGAUUUCUCCUUUAGGGAAGACUAUAUCGCUUAUUGUUGAAGUUCGACCACCCAAACCAAUGAAACAGAUUUUAGAAGCUCAACAUUACACUUGUGCUGGAUGCCACAAACAUUUUGAUGAUGGAAUGACUCUGAUGCUAGAUUUGGUCCAGUCACUUGGAUGGGGAAAGCCUAGACUUUGUGAAUACACCGGCCAGUUGUUUUGUUCAUCCUGUCACACAAAUGAGAUGGCAGUCUUACCAGCAAGAGUGUUGCAUAAUUGGGAUUUUACUGGGUAUCCAGUUUCUCAAUUGGCUAAAUCGUAUCUGGACUCUAUACAUGACCAGCCCAUGCUUUGUGUUAGUGCAGUUAAUCCUUUUCUGUUUUCGAAGGUUCCAACCCUGCACCAUGUUAUGGGCAUCAGGAAAAAAAUAGGAAAUAUGCUUCCAUAUGUUCGCUGUCCAUUUCGGAUGUCAAUCAACAAAGGACUUGGGUCUCGAAGAUAUCUUCUUGAAAGCAACGAUUUUUUUGCACUUAGAGAUCUCAUAGAUCUUUCCAAAGGAGCUUUUGCAGCUCUUCCUGUGAUGGUUGAAACUGUAUCAAGGAAAAUUCAGGAGCAUAUUGUAGAACAAUGCCUCAUAUGCUGUGAUGUGGGAAUCCCCUGCAGUGCUCGUCAGUCUUGUAAUGACCCAUCAUCUCUCAUAUUUCCUUUUCAGGAAGGUGAGAUUGAAAAGUGUAUGUCCUGUGGAUCAGUUUUUCAUAAGCAUUGCUUUAAAAAGCUUGCAGAAUGUCCAUGUGGGGCGCUACUUAGGGCAGAUGAAGCUACAAGGCAUUCAAAUAGUCUAAUCCGUGGUGUCAGUUUUGGGGCAAGUGGAGCUUUGGACUUGUUAGGGAAGAGGUCAAGUUCUGGGUUACCCGUGGGUUUCCUCUCUGGACUAUUUUCAAAGACAAAGCCAGAAGGGAUGGAGCAUAAGGAUAAUGAAAAUAUCAUUCUAAUGGGUUCUAUGCCCAGCAAUUAUUUGUGAUCACAUGUGAUGUAUACUUUGUAAGUUACUUUGAUUUGACAGGCUGGAGUUCUUUUGUUGGAGCUUGGUCUAUUAACUGAUAUCGAUGUGACCAAAUUCUGAGGUGCUGACCGGCCACCUGUAGAUAAAACAUACACGACAAGAAAGCUGUCUCGAGGGCCAUCAUGUAUGUACAUAGAUUUCUUUCAGAUUUACAGUUUUCUGGUGGUCAAAAUCUGGUAAAACUUUCCAAAGUUGAUAAUUUUAGAAGUUGUAAAUCUUGUUUCUGCAAAAGGGUUGAUUAGUGGGAAAGUACAAUGUUGUCUUUAGCCAAAUUGUUGUCAUUGAAAUUGUCUGUAAACACUCCUAAACGAGGAUUAUCCUAUUGAUUGCAUUAAGAGAAUCCCUUUUAAUAGCGAGCAACUCGACAAGUUUCGUCGAGUCAAUUACAUUAACUGAUUCAGAAAACAUAAGCUUAA